AGGAUUAACCAUUGCCCUUUAUAAAUACCAUACCCACAUGGAAACAAUCCCACACUCUGUUUCUCUUGAACAGAGAGACUUUAUUGCUCUGUUUUGAGAUUUCAACAAUGGCGGCUACAAAUUGCUCUCUGACUCUGGCCCAACUCCUCGGCCCCAAUGUCACCAACUCCGGCGCCGCUGCCUCCUUCAUUUGCGACCAAUUCUCCGCCUCCACCAACAACUUCUCCGACACCAAAUUCGCCGUCGACACCGUCUACCUCCUCUUCUCCGCCUAUCUUGUCUUCUCCAUGCAGCUCGGCUUCGCCAUGCUCUGUGCCGGCUCCGUCCGCGCCAAAAACACCAUGAACAUCAUGCUCACCAACGUUCUCGAUGCUGCUGCCGGCGGCCUUUUCUACUACCUCUUCGGCUUCGCCUUUGCCUUCGGCACCCCUUCCAACCCCUUCAUCGGCCGCCAUUUCUUUGGUCUCAAGUCAGUCCCCUCCACCGCCGCCGAUUACAGCUUCUUUCUCUAUCAAUGGGCUUUCGCUAUCGCUGCCGCCGGCAUCACCAGCGGCUCGAUUGCCGAGCGAACCCAAUUCGUUGCCUAUUUGAUCUACUCCGCUGUUUUGACCGGUUUUGUUUACCCAGUCGUGUCCCAUUGGUUCUGGUCUCCAGACGGUUGGGCCAGCCCGUCACGGACCAGUGGUGACCUCUUGUUCGGAACCGGAGUCAUAGAUUUCGCCGGUUCAGGCGUGGUUCACAUGGUCGGUGGAAUCGCUGGACUUUGGGGAGCUUUAAUAGAAGGACCACGAAUCGGUCGAUUUGACAGAACUGGUAGAUCCGUUGCUUUACGAGGCCAUAGUGCUACGUUAGUCGUUCUCGGUACCUUCAUGCUUUGGUUCGGUUGGUACGGGUUCAACCCCGGUUCAUUCACCAAAAUCUUAGUUCCAUAUAGAUCAAAUAAUUUCUACGGACAGUGGAGCGCCGUCGGUCGGACCGCCGUGACGACGACACUAGCCGGUUGUACGGCAGCACUAACGACCCUUUUCGGAAAGCGAAUUCUAUCCGGCCAUUGGAACGUCACCGACGUCUGCAAUGGCUUACUUGGUGGCUUCGCCGCCAUAACCUCUGGUUGCUCUGUAGUCGAGCCAUGGGCCGCCGUGAUAUGUGGGUUUGUGGCGGCGGUGGUUUUAAUCAGCUGCAACAAACUAGCAGAGAAGGUGAAAUUUGACGACCCAUUAGAGGCGGCACAACUACAUGGCGGUUGUGGCGCGUGGGGGAUAAUUUUCACUGCGUUGUUUGCAACAAAGAAAUAUGUGAACGAAGUGUACGGCGGAGAUUCGAGGCGGCCACACGGGCUGUUUAUGGGCGGCGGAGGGAAGUUGUUGGGUGCUCAUUUGAUACAAAUUUUGGUGAUUGUUGGGUGGGUUAGCGUCACAAUGGGGCCGUUGUUUUUUGUGCUACACAAGCUGAAACUAUUAAGAAUCUCGCCGGAGGAUGAGAUGGCCGGAAUGGAUAUGACCAGACACGGUGGCUUUGCUUACGUGUACCAUGAUGAAGAUGAAUCUCCGCCCAAUGGUGCCCAAAUGAGUAAGAUUAAGCCAAGGGAAACAAGUCCAAUUGGAAAUUAUGAAAAUUGAGGUUUUUUACUUUUUGCCAAAAUUCUAUUUUGCAAGUCUUUAAAAAGUUAAAAAAUACAAAAAAAAAAAAAAAAAAAAAAAUUAUCCUCUCUCCCAAUCUUAAAAGGUUUAGUGAUGUAUAGUAAGUGGAGAAGUAUUUUUCUUAUCUUUUAAGAACUUGGGGAUGUGGGUGUGUGUGAGGAGGUGAUGUAUUGAUUGUAAUAUGGACUAAUUAUGUGUUAUAUAUUUAGGUUAAUCUUCUUAUUUUUAAAUAUUAAGUAUAUUUUCUCUCA
This is a messenger RNA of Benincasa hispida (wax gourd), 1891 nucleotides long. Its product is annotated as ammonium transporter 1 member 1-like. Gene Ontology annotation, biological process: ammonium homeostasis; ammonium transmembrane transport. Gene Ontology annotation, molecular function: ammonium channel activity. NCBI's taxonomy places the organism in Eukaryota, Viridiplantae, Streptophyta, Magnoliopsida, Cucurbitales, Cucurbitaceae. The record is from RefSeq and is a predicted model, not a curated record. Gene Ontology annotation, cellular component: plasma membrane.